CAACCUAUUUUUUUCUCAAAUCCUUAAUAAUAGAAAGGAGAAAAGAGAGAGAGAGCGAAAGUCACAAACAACAGCCUCAAAGAGAGAUCGAGAAAGAGGCAAUUACUGAUAUGGGUAAUAGCUUAAGGUGCUGUUUGGCUUGUGUUCUUCCCUGUGGUGCCCUAGACUUGAUCCGAAUAGUUCAUUUAAAUGGCUACGUAGAGGAAAUAACACAUCCAAUCACCGCUGCUGAGAUCCUUAAAGCCAACCCUAAUCAUGUUCUAAGCAAACCCUGCUCUCAAGGAGUUGGCCAUAAGAUCUUAAUCCUCUCACCAGAAUCAGAGCUCAAAAGAGGCAGCAUAUACUUCUUGAUUCCAGCUUCUUCAUUGCCAGACAAGAAAAAAAAUAGCAGCAAUACUCACAAAAAGUAUUCAAGAAAGAGCAAGAAAUGCAACUCUGACGAUAUAUCCAAUUGUGAUCGUUACCUAACAGAUAUUAUUAUUUCCUCAAACAAUAAAUCUUCACGUCGUGAUCGCCGGACCGGCCGUGUCGGAGUAUGGCGGCCUCAUCUCCAGAGCAUCUCCGAAGACUAACAACUUUUUUUUCCGGUGCCGGAGUCUAAUAUUCCUCGGAAUAGCCAAAAGUGGUUCCAUCAGAAACUGGGGAAUUUUUUUUUUUUUUUUUUUUUUUUAUGUACGUGGGGUUGAUGGUUUUGUGGAUAAGUUUUUCCUCUUAAUAUUUCCUUUUUUUGUUUUUUGGGAAAAUUACUUGUUUCGGUCUGCGACUAAUAAUAGCAGACUCUGGAUUUAAUGCUUUUUAGAUCUUGAUCCCUUUGCUUCAUGGAAGCAAUUCUAGAAUUUGUACUGAUACCGCGAAGUUGUAAGUAAACAUCAUUGGCUUUUUCUA
Molecule: messenger RNA, 885 nt
Organism: Ricinus communis (castor bean)
Lineage: Eukaryota; Viridiplantae; Streptophyta; Magnoliopsida; Malpighiales; Euphorbiaceae
Exons: 1
Coding region: 111-572 (153 amino acids)
Source: RefSeq, a predicted model, not a curated record